Entamoeba histolytica HM-1:IMSS is the source of this 1884-nucleotide messenger RNA. RefSeq names its product plasma membrane calcium ion-transporting ATPase, putative. The record is from RefSeq and is a predicted model, not a curated record. Gene Ontology annotation, cellular component: intracellular membrane-bounded organelle; membrane. The transcript is spliced from 2 exons. Gene Ontology annotation, molecular function: P-type calcium transporter activity; ATP hydrolysis activity; ATP binding. Lineage: Eukaryota; Evosea; Mastigamoebida; Endamoebidae. Bases 1 to 1884 code for a protein of 627 amino acids.
AUGACAGAGAGUAAAGAAAAGCCAGAAAUCGGACAUGUUGAUAGCACAAUUCAUUAUAAUAUAAAAGGGAAUGAGUUAAUAGAUAUUAUUGAACAUAGAAAUAAUGAAAAAUAUCAAAGACUUGGUGGUAUUCAUGGUUUAUGUGAAUUAUUAAAUGUAGAUGAAAAGAAAGGAAUAGCAUUAAAUUCGAUUACAAAAAGGGUUCAACAGUUUGGAAAUAAUUUAUUACCCCCCGCUGAAAGACAAAGUUUCUUUGAAAUAUGGCAGGACGCACUUGGAGAUCAAACGCUGUUAAUUCUUAUUGCGUCUGCAGUCGUUUCUCUUAUAUUGGCUUUUAUUGUACCACAUGCUAAAAAAGAAUGUUCAAGUAAUAUUGAUACGGAGCCACCAGAUUACUAUGAAGGAAUUGCAAUAUUAGUUGCAGUUUUUGCUGUUAGUUUAAUUGGUGCAUGGAAUGAUUAUUCGAAACAAAGCAAGUUUAUUGAAAUUGCUUCAAAAGAAACUGAUUGUUCUGUUAAAAUAAUUAGAGAUGGUGUUCCAAUGGAGUCAACUUCUUCUCAAUUAGUUGUUGGAGAUAUUGUUUAUUUAUCUGUUGGAGAUGUAUUACCUGCUGAUGGUAUUUAUUUAAAAGGAAAUGGAGUUAGAAUUGAUGAAUCAGAAAUGACUGGAGAAUCUGCUUCUGUAAAAAAAUCAGAAGACAAUUUUGUUUGUUUAUCAGGAUGUACUGUUACUGAUGGAAAUGGUACAAUGGUUGUUGUUGCUGUUGGACAAAAUUCACAAUGGGGAAAGUUAAAAGGAUAUGUUAAUAAAGACAAACAAAGACCUACUCCAUUACAAGAAAGGUUAGAUGAAUUAGCUGAAAAUAUUGGUAAAAUGGGUAUGUUUUGUGCUGCAGUUGUAUUUAUUGUAUUAACAUUAUGGUGGUUUUAUAAAGCAAUUACAUUUACUGGAUAUGUUCAACCUGAUGACCAUUGUAAAUUAUGCUCUCCAACAGAAACAAACAAUUGUGUUGCUGCAAAAUUUAACUGGUGGAGAAUUACUGAUUUAGUUGAUUAUUUUAUUAUUGCUGUUACUAUUGUUGUUGUUGCAGUACCAGAGGGGCUUCCAUUAGCAGUUACUGUGUCUUUAGCUUAUUCAAUGAAACAAAUGAUGGCAGACAAUAAUUUAGUAAGACAUUUAAAAGCAUGUGAAACAAUGUCAAAUGCUACUUGUAUUUGUUGUGAUAAAACAGGAACUUUAACUGAGAACAGAAUGAGUGUAACUAAUAUUUGGAUUGGAAAUGAAGUUAUGGAAGUUGAUCAAACCAAUAAAAUACCAAUAACAGGAGAACUUCUUCAUCAUUUAAGUGUUAACAUUGGUAUUAAUACAUCAUUAUCAUCUAACAUUACAUCAUCUAAUCAAGCCAUUGGAAAUGAAACUGAUUGUGCUUUGUUGUUAUUUUUAAAAAAGAUAGCAAUGUCACCAUCAUUAAUAAGAAGUACUAAUACUAUUUCAAGGCAAUGGGUAUUCAAUUCAGAAAAUAAAAGAAUGGACACAGUUAGUGAUAAUUGUAUUUAUUCAAAAGGGGCACCAGAAAUCAUUAUUGGAGAAAGUAUGUAUUAUUUAAAUCAAAAUGGAGAAGAAGCUGAAUUUUAUGAAGACCAAAAAGAUCAAAUUAAUCAAAUUAUUGACCAAUGGGAAAAUAAAGGAAAACGGGUUAUUGCUCUAAUUUCAACUGUUUUAUAUGGUGUAGGUACGCAAUCCAUUGUUGUGUCAGUUGUAGAGUUGUCAAAAUCAUUUCCUUUAUCUUUAAGUUCAUCCAUCACACCAUUAACACAUAACACAUCUUGUUUAGACCUAAUUGAAUUUAAUCUUACUUCACGCUCAGUUAUUGAAGGAGCUUGA